GAAGGAUCAAAGAAAGAAGCUAUGGCUUCCAAUUUCUGGACUUCGACGCACUACAAAGAGCUUAAGGACCCAGAAGAGGUUAAUGUUGUCCAUCCUCUUGAUGCUCAGAGAGGAAUCUCUGUUGAAGAUUUCAGACUCAUUAAGCUUCACAUGUCUAAUUAUAUAUCGAAACUGGCACAACACAUUAAGAUUAGGCAAAGAGUUAUUGCAACUGCAGUAACGUAUAUGCGUCGUGUUUACACAAGAAAGAGUUUGACGGAAUACGAGCCUCGGCUUGUUGCUCCUACCUGCUUGUAUUUGGCUUGCAAAGCAGAAGAGAGUGUGGUGCAUGCCAAACUUCUUGUCUUCUACAUGAAAAAACUUUAUGCUGAUGAAAAGUUUAGAUAUGAGAUUAAAGAUAUUCUGGAAAUGGAGAUGAAGGUCUUGGAAGCAUUGAACUUCUAUCUUGUUGUAUUCCACCCAUACCGAUCUCUGCCUGAGUUCUUGCAGGAUUCUGGAAUCAAUGACACAAGUAUGACUCAUUUAACUUGGGGUCUUGUCAACGACACAUACAGAAUGGACCUCAUCCUUAUACAUCCGCCGUUUCUCAUCACACUCGCUUGCAUUUACAUUGCUUCUGUACACAAAGAGAAAGACAUAAGGACAUGGUUUGAAGAGCUUUCUGUCGACAUGAACAUUGUGAAGAAUAUUGCAAUGGAGAUAUUGGAUUUCUAUGAAAACCAUAGACUGUUCACAGAGGAGAGAGUUCACGCCGCCUUCAACAAACUUGCUACAAACCCGUAAAGUUUCGACUUGUCUGUGUGUUAUGUUCCCCUGAGAAAAUAUAUUGUUUUGCCAGAAGUUUUGGGAAUGAGAUUAUUCUGUUUAUUGUACAUCAGUUUUGCUCGUCUUGGUUCAACCAUGUCUAUAACUGUUUUAAAGAAUCUGACAAGAUUUGAGGUACAAAACACAAAUCUUUUAACUGUGUUCAACAAAAAAUAUCCAAUUUU
Messenger RNA from Arabidopsis arenosa, 989 nucleotides. NCBI's taxonomy places the organism in Eukaryota, Viridiplantae, Streptophyta, Magnoliopsida, Brassicales, Brassicaceae. The record is from the annotation of a GenBank genome assembly.